This is a messenger RNA of Chaetomium strumarium, 1575 nucleotides long. Its product is annotated as ribonuclease H-like domain-containing protein. Gene Ontology annotation, biological process: nucleobase-containing compound metabolic process. The transcript is spliced from 3 exons. Gene Ontology annotation, molecular function: nucleic acid binding; 3'-5' exonuclease activity. Lineage: Eukaryota; Fungi; Ascomycota; Sordariomycetes; Sordariales; Chaetomiaceae. Gene Ontology annotation, cellular component: nucleus; cytoplasm. Bases 25 to 1575 code for a protein of 516 amino acids. The record is from RefSeq and is a predicted model, not a curated record.
GCCUGCUCCCUGUUUCGAGGCAACAUGCGCCUCCGGAGUUGCAGCGUCAUGCCCCUUUGCAGUCAUGGCGCGGUCCGCUCAUUCGGCAGUGUAUCUGUACGGUUUCCGAUGAGGCCGUUGCAUGCGCAUGGAGUGAAUGGCGUUGCCGGGUUUCUUAAAAGGUGUCGCUGUCGACGCCGGUUUCAUUCCUCUCAACCACGCAACGCCUUAUAUCGAAAUUGCAUGAACAUGGACGCCAGAAAGACGACACAUCGGUUGUGGAAUGUCAGCCGCGGCAUUGUGUUUGCCAGCGGCAGUAGUGUUGUCUAUCCUCGCUUGCCGCUGAUGAGGCACCAAAGCGCGCCGGCAAACUCAGUGACUGGUCCCGCCCAGGAAGGAUCGACUCUUUUGCCCACGGUGUUCUCCCUGGGUACUGCUCUCGACGAGCCUCCUGCUGGUCGUGGGGCUGGGAAAGCUCAGACCCGUGUGGCAACUGUCCGAACGUCAACUGGUACCACUAUCACAACCUCGACUCUGACCACUGCCACAGCGGUCACAGCCUCUUCCACAACAACUCUUGUCGCUGAGGGCGCCACCGAGGAUGCUCCGGCUGCCGUGGCCGGUGCUGCAGAGAAGCCCACGCCCAAAGUAAACGGUCCAAUAACCCCGCCAUUUACGCCCCUGGAUUUCAAGAUCCCAGACCAAGUAUUCCAGGCUGCAAGACAAGCCGCUGAGGAGACGCCAGAGUCUUUCUGGAAUUACCAGAUGUACCGAGGCCCAGGCGAGGAGGGUGCGCUUGACGCUAAGGUCAAAGUCCACUACUGCACUAGCUUGCACACGACGGAGCGCGUUCUCCAGCAGUACUUCAUGAAUGAGAAAGUGCUUGGCUUCGACUUGGAGUGGAUGGUCAAUGCGACAAAGAACUCGGGCGCGAGGAAGAACGUCUCUCUCGUGCAGCUGGCCAGUCCCAGCAGGAUUGGACUCUUUCACAUUGCCGCGUAUCCGAUGAGAACCACCGAUCUGGUCGCUCCGUCCCUGAAGAAAAUAAUGGAAGAUCCCGAAAUCACCAAGGUUGGCGUUUGCAUCAAGGGCGACUGCACGCGGUUGUCCGAGUUCUUGGGCAUCAAAACCCGAGGUCAGUUCGAGCUGAGUCACCUCUACAAGCUCGUCAAAUACUCCAGGAGCGGCGAAUACGGUCUCAUCAAUAAAAGGAUGGUUUCUCUGGCCACGCAGGUGCAGGAGUGUUUUGGACUGCCCAUAUUCAAGGGCAACGAUGUCCGUUCUGGCAACUGGUUUGGGCCACUGCAUAUGGACCAAGUCAAAUCCUCAGAUGCGGCAUCCGAUGCCUACGCGAACCUCCAACUCUAUGCCGUCCUUGACCACCAGCGGAAGAACCUCGACCCUGUGCCUCCACUCCCUCAUCACGCCGAACUCAAUAUUCCCAUCAGACUCGCUGACGGACCCCUUUUGACGGCCACGGACGAGCAGGCCCCCGGCGCCGACGCUGCAGGUCGAGACAAGCCCGGCCGCCCUGAAGACGAAGUCGGUGUUGUUGACCGCUCACCUGGCGCACGUGCCGUUAAACUUGUAGUCUAG